Messenger RNA from Oryza sativa Japonica Group (Japanese rice), 2809 nucleotides. Its product is annotated as subtilisin-like protease SBT1.8. NCBI's taxonomy places the organism in Eukaryota, Viridiplantae, Streptophyta, Magnoliopsida, Poales, Poaceae. The record is from RefSeq and is a predicted model, not a curated record. Gene Ontology annotation, biological process: proteolysis. Gene Ontology annotation, molecular function: serine-type endopeptidase activity.
UCCAUUCCCACCAUUUAUCACUACCACCACCACCUCACUCCCCCCACUCCUCACUAGCUUCCUCUCCAAUGGAGCUCCACCUCGUCCUCGUCCUCGUCCUCCUCCUCGCCGCGGCGGCGCACCCAAUCGCCUUCGCCGACGCGGGAGCAGCCGGCAAUGCGACGACGACCACCUACAUCGUGUUCAUGGACCCGGCGCGCUUGCCGGCGGCGGGGCACGCGGCGCACCUCCAGUCGCUCGCCAUCGACCCGGACAGGCACCUGCUCUACUCCUACUCCGCCGCCGCGCACGGCUUCGCGGCGGCGCUGCUCCCGCACCACCUGCCGCUGCUCCGGGCCAGCCCCGGCGUGCUCCAGGUGGUGCCCGACGAGGUGUUCGACCUGCACACCACCCGCACCCCGGAGUUCUUGGGGCUGCUCUCCCCGGCGUACCAGCCUGCCAUCCAUGGCUUCGAGGCCGCCACGCAUGACGUGGUCAUUGGGGUUCUUGAUACUGGUGUUUGGCCCGAGUCGCCGAGCUUUGCCGGUGGCGACCUGCCGCCGCCUCCCGCGAGGUGGAAGGGGGUGUGUGAGGCGGGCGUCGAUUUCUCGCCGAGCGUGUGCGGGAGGAAGCUCGUCGGCGCGCGGAGCUUCUCGCGCGGGCUCCGUGCGGCGAACGGCGGUGGUGGUGGUGGUGCAAGGGGCGGCGUGGGGAGGAAGGGGUUCGUCUCGGCGCGGGAUAGGGAUGGGCACGGGACGCACACGGCGACGACGGCGGCGGGCGCGGUGGUGGCGAACGCGAGCUUGCUCGGGUAUGCCACUGGCACGGCGCGCGGGAUGGCGCCCGGGGCGCGCGUCGCCGCGUACAAGGUGUGCUGGCCGGAGGGGUGCCUCGGCUCCGACAUUCUCGCCGGCAUUGACGCUGCCGUGGCCGACGGGGUCGGCGUGCUCUCCCUGUCCCUCGGCGGCGGCUCGGCGCCGUACUUCCGGGACACCGUCGCGGUGGGUGCGUUCGGCGCCGCGGCGGCCGGCGUGUUCGUCGCGUGCUCGGCCGGCAACUCCGGCCCGUCGGGCGCCACGGUCGCGAACUCCGCGCCGUGGGUCGCCACCGUUGGCGCCGGCACGCUCGACCGCGACUUCCCAGCCUACGUCACGCUCCCCACCGGGGCGCGCCUCGCCGGCGUGUCCCUCUACGCUGGGCCCUCACCGUCUCCCCGCCCCGCCAUGCUCCCCCUCGUCUACGGCGGCGGCGGCGACAACGCCAGCAGGCUCUGCCUGCCCGGAACGCUCGACCCGGCCGCCGUGCGCGGUAAGAUCGUGCUCUGCGACCGCGGCGUUAACGCGCGCGUGGAGAAGGGCGCCGUCGUCAAGGCCGCGGGCGGCGCCGGGAUGGUGCUGGCCAACACCGCCGCCAGCGGGGAGGAGCUCGUGGCGGACAGCCACCUCCUCCCCGCCGUCGCGGUGGGGAAGCUCGCCGGCGACAAGAUACGCGAGUACGCCUCGCGCCGCGCCGCCGGCGGCGCCGGCGCGCCGAUGGCAAUUCUGAGCUUCGGCGGCACGGUUCUUGGCGUCCGGCCAUCUCCCGUCGUGGCGGCGUUCAGCUCGCGCGGCCCGAACACCGUCGUGCCGGAGAUCUUGAAGCCGGACAUGAUUGGCCCCGGGGUGAACAUCCUCGCCGGCUGGUCCGGCGUCGCCGGGCCGACGGGGCUCGUCAAAGACGGCCGCCGGACACACUUCAACAUCAUCUCCGGUACAUCGAUGUCGUGCCCUCACAUCAGUGGAGUUGCGGCACUCCUGAAGGCCGCACACCCCGAAUGGAGCCCUGCCGCGAUCAAGUCUGCUCUGAUGACCACUGCUUACACCGUCGACAACACAAACUCUUCUCUCCGAGAUGCUGCUGGAGGCUUGCUUGCAACCCCAUUCGCCUUCGGCGCAGGCCAUGUCGACCCGCAGAAGGCGCUAUCUCCAGGCCUUCUAUACGACAUCUCGACUAAGGACUAUGUUUCCUUCCUCUGCUCCCUGAACUACACCACACCACAUAUCCAAGUGAUCACUAAGAUGUCCAACAUCACCUGCCCAAGAAAAUUCCGGCCCGGCGACCUCAACUAUCCCUCGUUUUCGGUUGUGUUCAAGAAGAAAUCAAAGCAUGUUAUGAGGUUCAGAAGGGAGGUAACCAAUGUCGGCCCAGCAAUGUCUGUUUACAAUGUGAAGGUCAGUGGCCCUGCAUCAGUCAGUGUGAAGGUGACACCAGCAAAGCUUGUGUUCAACAAGGUAGGGCAGAAGCAGAGAUACUAUGUCAUAUUCGCGUCUACGGUUGACGCAAGCAAUGCGAAACCAGAUUUCGGUUGGAUAUCCUGGAUGAGCAGCCAGCAUGUUGUUCGGAGUCCGAUCGCGUAUACAUGGAAGAUCUGAGGGGUGAGGACAGUAAGUAAAUUAUAUUGGAGAUGUUGAAUUAUUCCCUGGAGCAGAUGAAAGAUAGAUAGCUUGAUGAUGUAGUUUGCUGAUUGCUUCACAAAGAGAAUCGGCGUGAAGCUCUCUCUACUGCAAACCUGGAGUUCUUUCUUCGCAGUGUCGGUUACUCGCCGAACUUCUUUUUCCCCCCUUGUAGUUGUCAGUGCGGUUGCCCGUCAAGAAACUUAUGUGCUAUUAACAUGUGAGAUUUCCUUUUCUUUUUCUUUCUCUAGUUUCAUGUUCUCAGACAUGAAAUAACCCUGAAAUGAAUCGGUUGUUUUAUGGCAAUGAUCAGCUCACAUCAGCUAUUGUUUUAUCAAUGUUCUGAUUCUGAUCCUCCUGAGUUAACUGAAGAAUUGAAAUGGCUGUUUCAUUGGCAA